Hippoglossus stenolepis (Pacific halibut) is the source of this 1768-nucleotide messenger RNA. RefSeq names its product ATP synthase subunit beta, mitochondrial. Gene Ontology annotation, molecular function: ATP hydrolysis activity; ATP binding; proton-transporting ATP synthase activity, rotational mechanism. Bases 61 to 1608 code for a protein of 515 amino acids. The transcript has 10 exons. Gene Ontology annotation, biological process: proton motive force-driven mitochondrial ATP synthesis; proton transmembrane transport. The record is from RefSeq and is a predicted model, not a curated record. Lineage: Eukaryota; Metazoa; Chordata; Actinopteri; Pleuronectiformes; Pleuronectidae.
CCUGAAGGAGUGUGUGUGCGCGUGUGUGUUUGUGUGACUUCACCUUCAGCCAUCUUUACCAUGUUAGCCUCUGCAGGACGUCGCGCUCUGGGGGCUCUUAACCCCGGGAUUAACUCCCUAAAGACGAUCUGCCCAAACCAUGCAGCUCUUAAUACGAGCAGGACUUAUGCAGGCCCGGCUGGUCAGGCUGCACUGGCCCAUGGUCGCAUCGUGGCAGUGAUCGGUGCUGUGGUGGAUGUGCAGUUCGAUGAGGGCCUCCCUCCCAUUCUCAAUGCUCUGGAGGUGGCUAACCGUGAGAGCAGGCUGGUGCUUGAGGUGGCCCAGCAUCUGGGUGAAAGCACAGUCAGGACCAUUGCCAUGGAUGGUACUGAAGGUCUGGUUCGAGGUCAGAAGGUUUUGGACACAGGGGCCCCCAUCAGGAUCCCUGUGGGUCCUGAGACCCUGGGCCGGAUCAUGAAUGUCAUUGGAGAACCCAUUGAUGAGAGGGGUCCAAUAAGCACCAAACAGACUGCUGCUAUUCAUGCUGAGGCCCCUGAGUUCACAGACAUGAGUGUGGAGCAGGAGAUCCUGGUCACUGGCAUCAAAGUGGUCGAUCUGCUGGCACCCUACGCCAAGGGUGGAAAGAUCGGUCUGUUUGGCGGUGCUGGUGUGGGCAAGACUGUAUUGAUUAUGGAGCUGAUCAACAACGUGGCCAAAGCUCACGGUGGUUACUCCGUGUUUGCCGGAGUGGGAGAGCGAACCCGUGAGGGAAAUGACCUGUACCAUGAAAUGAUCGAGUCCGGUGUCAUCAACCUGAAGGACAACACCUCAAAGGUAGCGCUGGUGUACGGUCAGAUGAACGAGCCCCCAGGUGCCCGUGCCAGAGUUGCUCUUACUGGUCUGACUGUGGCCGAAUACUUCCGCGAUCAGGAGGGACAGGACGUGCUGCUCUUCAUUGACAACAUCUUCAGAUUUACACAGGCUGGAUCGGAGGUGUCUGCCCUGUUGGGUCGUAUCCCCUCUGCUGUGGGUUACCAGCCCACCCUGGCCACUGACAUGGGUACAAUGCAGGAAAGAAUUACCACCACUAAGAAGGGCUCCAUCACCUCAGUACAGGCCAUCUAUGUGCCGGCUGAUGACUUGACCGAUCCUGCACCUGCCACAACUUUCGCUCACUUGGAUGCGACAACUGUGCUGUCCCGUGCCAUUGCUGAGCUUGGAAUCUAUCCUGCUGUGGACCCUCUGGAUUCUACCUCCCGCAUCAUGGACCCCAACAUUGUCGGGACCGAACACUACGAUAUUGCUCGUGGUGUCCAGAAGAUUCUUCAGGAUUACAAAUCCUUGCAGGACAUCAUUGCUAUCCUGGGUAUGGAUGAACUGUCUGAGGAGGACAAACUGACGGUUUCCCGCGCUCGCAAGAUCCAGCGUUUCUUGUCGCAGCCUUUCCAGGUCGCUGAGGUGUUUACUGGUCACAUGGGCAAGCUGGUGCCUCUCAAGGAAACAAUCAAAGGCUUCCAGAGUAUUCUAGCAGGUGACUAUGAUGCCCUGCCGGAGCAAGCUUUCUACAUGGUGGGUCCCAUUGAAGAAGUCGUCGAAAAGGCUCAGAGACUGGCAGAGGAGCACUCAUAAAUGAUUUGUCUCAAGGUUGGGAGGUUUUAUGAGAUAAAUAUUUGCACAGUAUAAUUUCUAAUAGAGGAACUGCUGAAGUGUCAAGUUGCAUAUGAUGUGUUGUGGCUCCAUUUCUCUUGAAAUGAGAAAAUGAAAUAAAAAAAUAAUGUUGUGAUAUUAA